Onychostoma macrolepis is the source of this 8122-nucleotide messenger RNA. RefSeq names its product calpain 12 (gene capn12). Gene Ontology annotation, biological process: negative regulation of apoptotic process; proteolysis. The transcript has 21 exons. NCBI's taxonomy places the organism in Eukaryota, Metazoa, Chordata, Actinopteri, Cypriniformes, Cyprinidae. Gene Ontology annotation, cellular component: cytoplasm. The coding region runs from base 106 to 2256 and encodes 716 amino acids. The record is from RefSeq and is a predicted model, not a curated record. Gene Ontology annotation, molecular function: calcium-dependent cysteine-type endopeptidase activity; calcium ion binding.
AUAGGAUGGGAUGUGCUGCUGCACCAAACUUUUCUAAAGUUCAGAAAAUUUAGCACAGUCUGUGACAGUACUAGCACAUCUGAUCCUCUCUGCUGAUUUGAAGCGAUGUCUGAGUUAGGCUCCAUUGACAAUCCGGUGAAGUUCAAAGAUCAAGACUUUGACGCCCUGCUGCAGAAGUGCCUCAAAUCUGCUGCUGUGUUCUCUGACACGGUGUUUGCAGCGAACCAAAGCUCCCUCGGUGUUCCAGUGGAUCCUGAUCCUAAAAAGGCAGUGAAGUGGCUGCGACCAAAGGAAAUCACAAGUAAUGCUGUCUUUGUUGAGGGCACCAUGGGCACCACCGAUAUCUGCCAGGGCCAGCUGGGUAACUGCUGGCUGUUGGCGGCCCUGUCCUGUCUCACCAUGCACCCGACUCUGUUUGUGAAAGUGGUUCCAUCUGGGCAAAGCCUGAGUGAAUCCUACGCUGGCAUCUUCCGUUUUAGGUUCUGGCAGUAUGGUGAGUGGGUGGAGGUGGUAGUGGAUGACAGGCUGCCUGUGAGAGAGGGCCGUCUGCUUUUCAGCUACUCUCGCACCACCAACGAGUUCUGGAGCGCCCUGGUGGAGAAAGCUUAUGCCAAGCUGAUUGGUUCUUAUGGCAGUCUGAAAGGGGGAAUUAUCUCAGAAGGAAUGGAGGAUUUUACGGGGGGCAUUGCCUACUCCCUCCCCGUGUCUUCUCGGCCCCCACACAUGCUCUGGAGGGCCAUCACUGCUGCCCUGGCUAGGAGCAACCUGCUCAGCUGCUUCAUACAUGCUGCGAGUGUAAAGGAGAUUGGCACUGUGACUUCAGAGGGACUUAUCAAAGGGCAUGCAUAUGCCAUCACUGAUACAGAUAAGGUACAGAGGGCGUCUGAAGUGGUCUUACUGCUGAGGCUGCGUAACCCCUGGGGGUUUGUUGAAUACUGUGGACCCUGGAGUGACAAAUGUAAAGACUGGGAUGUUGUUGAUAAUGCUCAGAAGGCUAGACUUGAGCUGGUGAAAGCUGAAGAUGGAGAAUUCUGGAUUGGAAUUGAAGACUUUUGUCGGCUGUUUAAUACAGUGGAAAUGUGCAGUGUGAACCCGGAGUCUAUGUCAGGGGAGGCGAGUGAUGACACAGCCAGCCCGUCCUGGACAUUGAGCUCACAUCAAGGCACCUGGGUCCCAAUGUGUUCUGCAGGGGGCAGCCGACGAUACCCCAGAUCUUUUUGGAAAAAUCCUCAGUUCCAGAUGGUUCUGUCUGAGAAAGAUGUGGAUGACUAUGAUUAUGGAGAGGAGGAAGAAGGGGAGGAAGGAGAUGGAGAAGACGAUGAAGUAGGUGUUGUGGUGGCUCCUGGGAACAAGACUGAGAAACAGGGAGAGAAAAAGAAGAAGUGCACAGUACUGGUGGAGCUUCUCCAGAAAUACCGCAGACAAAAAGAUAAAGUCAACUUUCUCUACAUUGCAUUUCACAUCUACCAGGUUCCCCCUGAGCUGCAGGACAAACCAGGAUCUCUGGACCAGCAGUUCUUCUCCAACAACCGUCCGGUUGCUCGCUCUGGAAAGUACCGUGGCAUUAGGAGCGUGUGGCGGAAGGUGCACCUAGAGCCUGGCAGUUAUGUCAUCCUAGCCUCCACCUACAGGCCCAACCAGCAGGGGGAGUUCUUCCUCCGUGUUUACACCAAAACCAGCAACAUACAAGGGUUCCAGGAUUUCCCCUGCACCAACAACUACUCUGUGAUGGUAAUGUCAAAGCCAGUCUUACCUGAGGAUCAGUUUAGAGUGCAGAAGUGGUAUGAUGAAAAGGCUGGAUCAGAUGACAGAGUGAAUGCUGUGCAGUUUAUGAACCUGGUGAAUUCAGUGUUGGAAAAAGACUAUGAACUUCCACUGGAGACCUGCAGACAGCUCAUCUUUGGGGAAGACACUGGUGGCAGAGGCCGUCUGAGCAGAGCUCAAGCAGAGAAGCUGCUCACCUCCCUACGCAAUCUGCAGUCUAUCUUUUUUCAGUUUGAUGAGGAUUCGUCAGGAACUAUGAGUCCGUUUGAACUCACUUUGGCUCUGAAUGCUGCAGGUGUGGACUGUGACAAUGUUGUGGUACAGCUGUUGUGGGAGAGGUUUGGCGCUGGUGAACAAUACCUGCCUUUCUAUGGCUUUGUGUCUUGUGUUGCCAGACUGCAGGUGCUCUUUGAUCUUUUUGAGUUGGAGACCAACCCAGAGGUGAAGGACAAGGGCAUCAACGCUUGGCUGCUCAAGCUGUUGGCUGUGUGAGCCUGUCCAGACCCGACACCUCAGCGGGACAGACCUGCUAGGCCAAGACUACUCUGACGUCAUCCACCUGAGCCUACGUCUCCUACAUCUCCUCCUCUUCUAACUCAUUUGUGAUCUGCGGACCUUUGCCCUGCAGUUGCUUCCACCCACUCAUCGCUCCAUCAGUUGGGGUCUAUGACCAUGUAGGUCAUUACUGCCUGGAUACAAAACAGACUUUUGCAUUUCAUCUCCCUCGCCACACCCUAACACAAUGUGUAUGUGUGUGUUUGCAUUCAUAAUAAUCAAAACAUUUGAAUAUUUUAAUAGGAAUAUUUUACUUGUAAAUGAACAUUCGGUCAUCAUUUACUCGCUCUCAUGUCAUUCCAAACCCAAAUGACUUUAUUUCUUCAGUGGAGCACAAAAGAAGAUAUUUAGCAGGAUGUCCAAGCUGCUCUUUUACCAUAUGCAAUGAAAGUGAAUGGAGACCAGGAACAAUUGUGAUCACCAUUCACUUUCAUUGUUAGAGAAACUUGGACAUUCUUCUAAAUAUCAUCUUUUAUGUUACAAAGAAAAAAAGAAUGCAUAUGCAUUUGUAAUAAAGGUAAAUGAUGAACAGGUGACCAAUCUAUAUUUCAAAAGAAUUCUCUAGCACAUUUAUCCAUUUCAUUAGCAUAGCUAUCAAUUUAAUGUUAAUUUAGUGUGAUUUAGCACCAGCAAAUAUUGAUAUGUGAUUAAUCAAAAUAUCAUGCAAUUAACUGGAUUUAAUUUUGAGUCACUGAUUGCUCUAAUUAUUAUACAGUCAUUGCUGUUUUUAUACAUUUUGAACAGUCAUAUCUGCUUUCAUAUCCUUUCAGAAGUCGAGCAGGACUGUUAAUGCAUUUAAAGCAGGGGCUCGUUAUUAUGGUCAUGCUUGUAACAAGGAGCCUAAUUGCAUAUUUUUUCAUUCAUACAGCAUGAGUCGUACUUCCUCCUCUACUUUUUCCCCUCUUAGGAACAUUAUGUAUCUCCGCUUAAUGUCUUUAAAAGUUGAGAACGUUUUUUUGCUUCCAAAUAUAAAAGCACAAGUCAUAGUCUUUCAUCACGGGGCAUUUCUAUAUUAAAUUUUUUCUGUGCGUAUACCUACACCUCCACAAACACACACACAAUCUCACACACACAUUGUUCGGGAGCGAGAUAGUAGCUGUGGGUAUUAAAAGCGAUGUCUCAGCAGCCCUGCACGCACCGGCUCUAUUCUUAUCGCUCUGACGCCACGCACAGCGUCAUCACGCCAUCGCUCCCUCCUCCGCUACGCUCUCCCUGCAUCCCUCCCUCCAGCUCUCUCUAGUAACUGUCUCAUUCUCACAAUCUGCUUCCUCCUCCUCGCGUUCCUCGCGCUCGCUCGCUCACACAUGCGCGUAUGCUUGCUCACAAACACACACUCACACGCUCUUGUCCUCUCUCCCGCUGCUCCUAUUAAUAGAAACCUUUGCUCACACAAUGCUUCCUCCCUGCCGUAAGGUGACCGAACAGAGGUUGCCCCCAGCAACAGUCCAAGCGCCUCUGGAAAGGGCUAGAAAAAGCAGGUGCACACGUCCGUCAUUGCUCUCUCAAUCACUUCCUCUUCCAUAAUUUUCCCGGUUACAUCGUGUACUUUUUAUACUGUAAUCCCUUAGUGUAUUCGCUUCUCUAAAAGCUGCUCUUGACUCGGUUAUCCCUGUCUGUCUGCCUGUCUUGCUCUUCCUUCUGAAGUGAGCCAGAAUGAUUUUCCAAAAAUACCAGGAGAAAGCCAUUCCCAUUCAUCUCGCCUGGCGUGUGAUUUCUAGAAGUAUGCGAUUAGAAGUCUGCCAUCUUUGCUCAUGGGCGCCCAGUUCGGCUACUUGUUUUUUGGACCAAUCACUUGAGCCGCAAUUGCCAUGUGACUACGCAUCUCGAUGCAUAGCCAACGAUAUGAUACAUUACCGAUACAUAUAAAGCAGCUACUGAUGCGAUAUGAUUCACCCCUAUUACGAUGCAAUGCGAACUGAUUUCGAUUCGAUUCGAUUCAACACAAUGUGAUUCAAUGCAAUAUGAAGUAAUGGAAAAAAAUAUGAUGCUAUGCAAUUCAAUAGGUUACACAUUUAUUUCUUUGGUUCAGAGAGAGAUAAAGUCAUAAGUUAAGUCCCUUCUGACUUCUAAUGCCUUGGUCUCAGUAGUAUUGUGAUACGUCAUAUUCAUGUAGCAGCAAUGAUGAGAGAACGCACUUGAGAAACAGUUUCGAGAGGAGAAAUCAAUCUACAUAUCGGUCACAAAUUAGUGGUCACUUUCUAAAAAAUAAAAGUAUCGCACUUCUAGUAAUAGUUAUAUAUAAAUAAAUCAGUUUUUACCAAUGCAAAUAUGUUAGAAACGAUGCAUCGCGAUACAAAUGCCAACUUGUAUCCGAUGCACACCUUUUUAAAUCGAUGAAUCGCAUUGUUAACUUUUAUGCCGAUGCACUGAUGCGAAUCGGUGAAUCUUACCGUCCCUAAUACACACUAUUCAUUUUAAAUGGCCAUCAAUGAAGAAAGAUGCUUUUUGGGCCCAGAUAGUAUAUUUCACUUUUCCUUGGUUUCUCAGAAGCAUAAGUCAUCAUUUUUGUGUAUGAAAACUACAACAAAUCAAAUUUUUGCUUUCACAUUUGCUCCAAUAGCAAAAGAAAAAAAAACAUGAUAGCAUUUCUACGACUUUGCCAAACAGGGUCAAAUUUGUUGUCACUCCCUCAGCCGUUAAAAUUAAAAAUACUCAGGCAGCAGCAUUAACCAGUUUUCUGUAAUUUGGCAAUAAUUUAUUGCCAAGGUAAUAAAACACAGAAUAUAGUGUUAUAAAAAAAAGAAUAUAUAUAUAUAUAUAUAUAUAUUAAAAAACUUUGCUAGGUUUACGAUGCUAAUAAUUGUGGAAAUGCAUCAUCACAGCUUGUGAAAAUGGCAUCUAUAACACACAUUCUUGCAGAUAAAUAGUAUAUAUUUAGUCCACCAAUAUAAAAAUUCAACUUUACAAUUACACCUGGGACCCUAGGAAUCAAAUAAAACCCAUGAAAGGUCACUUAUCCUUAAAGUAAGAAUAAUAAUACUGAAUACCACACUUUAAAACCACAAAAUGCGUGCCUUGCUACCAAAUACAUACAAUUCUAAAGCAGUCAUAAUGUUUUAUCAGUGAUUUGGCUUAAAAUAGAAGUAUUAAGUUUCCAAAAAAACAGAAGGUUAGUGUUUUCCUGUGGAUAGAAUGAAAGUGUCUGCCAAAAACACAGCAGACCAAGGUUAUUCACACAGACACAGUAGCUUCCUUACAAAUAUUGAACUUGGCUUAAAAAUAGCUGAGAAAUAUUCAUUAGCUUGUUGUCAUUUAGUUGGAAAUUCAUUUGUUGUGAUUAAUAAUUAUUAAUGAUAUAAUAAUAAUAACAAUAAUAUUAUUGUAUAGGAUAAUUGUUAAGCGUAAAAAAGAGCUUCUCCCUUACACCGAGAUGUGAAAUCUGUCUCUGACGCAAUGACUGAUGUUUUAAAUCAGAUGUGUGUCUUCCACUGAUUCGUUUGGAAAGAGCUGAGUAUCUAUUAAAAAGUUUGCCCACCUGAAUGCGUACAAGCCAAGAUGACAGAUGGCCAGAAAUAUCAAAAAUGUGUGGAGUUUCCUUUCUGAGAAACGCAGACUAAAAUAACCGAAGAAUUAGAAUGGGGUUUCUGGCAGAUAGAACAUUUACUUUGAUUGAAUCUAAUUACUAAGGAGGAAAUAGGCACAGCAGCUUGCCGAACAUGUGUUUGUGUGACAUAGACUGAUUCAGAAUCGCAGGGUUGGAUGAAUAAAUUCCUCCAACCUUUUCUCCACCUCCCUCCAUCUGUUUUCAAGUUAUCAUUCUUAUCUCCGUCACCCCUCAUUGUCAUUCCCCCAUUGAUCCCAUUGGUGUGCCGCAGUGACAUGUUUUGCCUCUAUUUCUUGCCGACACUUGGUCAUUUGGUACAGUUCUAUGGGGGUGGCUACAGGAAUAGCUCCAGAGUUGUAGUGCAGCGUGUGUGGGAGCGUUUUCCAGAGUGGAAGCUCCUUAAGGAAGGUGCCUUUUUUAAGUAGACUGCCAAGAUGCAUUUUUAGACCUGACUGGAGAACGCGAUACUACUGAAAUUGAUGUCACAGGAUGUAUUUAUAGAUAUUUACAUGAAGUAUUUCAUGGAUUUUGUGGGGCAACUGUGUCAUAUCUUAGCUUCAUCACCCUGAGAAUGUGUAUCAGGCGGACGGUCGUUUUCACGCAAAGUCGUUUGGGAGUCAGUGCUUACGAACAACAACAAUAUGGGUAAAAUGUCAACUCUUUGGGUGUGAGUGCAUCACACACUGACUAAUGCGUCACUCAAACUGAAUUUGACUGUUUGCCCCCACACUGACUACUUAGUUAAAUGUGUUCACUUUUACGUCAACUCGUUAAGGGCUGACGCAUUAAUGAAACUGGGGUGAAAUUAUUCUGCACUCGAGAGUUUUUUAUGCAUGUUUUAAAAAAAAAUGCAUGGAUGGUGUUGGUAUUUGUGUGCCCACUGCAGUGAGGUGGCAUGUUAGGCAGGAAGAAAAGAGGAAAAUGGUUAUAUGAUAUCAAAGUAAUAGGCUGGUAAUCAGAAGGAAGGUUUCUCCUCACAGCCCUCUUCUAAUCACUAACUCACGUCUUCUGUAUUUAUUCAAUAACAGCUAUCGUAAUUGCUCAUAAUUGCACUGUUAACGGUGCGUUAAUGCUAUAUAAUUAUAGACUGAGGUGUCUUUAGUUCAGUGUUGCCUAAAUCGCUCAAUUAUUUAGGUUAUAUGCAUACGCCCGGAGGAACUUGAUCUAGGAAUUCUGAUUGUUCAUGUUAUUGGAUUGCUGUUGUCGUUUAUCCCAGACUAUAGUAGCUUAUAUUUCACAUGGAAAAGUUUGUGUAUGAACCAGGUGCUCAAAUAAGCUUCAAAUCUUGUGAAUCUUCUAUAUCAACCUCUAUUAACCAAAAUGCCAUGGGCUAUUCAUUAGUAAAUGCCUCCCAGGCUUUUGUCUUAAUACUAAAGAAACUAAAACCAAUUUGCAGCUAUUUUUAUCUGAACAAAUGUUUAUAAGUUCACCUCAGCCCUAGUAAACAUUUGUGAUUUACUCAGCUGUCAUCUCCCAAAUUUAUAACCGCUCCUGCCUAAUUAAAAUAUGGGAUUAUGCGAUCUCUCUCCAUGUGUGAUGAAAAUAGUUUGGGACGUUUACUACAAUAUUUGGUUUCAAAACAUUUCACUUAAAGAGGUAGUCCAUGCAAAAAUUAAAAUCCUGUCAUUCUAAAAUUGUCUGUGUUUCUUCUGUGUAAUACCAAAUAUUUUAGAAAGAACAUUGGGAACUAAACAACACAGAACCCCCUUGACCUUAAAAACUCUUAUUUUAUGUUACACAAAAGAAAAUCAUUCAGAUAUAAAAUAAAUUAAUAAAAUAAAAAAAUUAAAGAAAGAAAACAUUUUUUUGUAGUAUACUGGCUCCAUUUAGCUCCAAAUCGAUUUUGUGAUUUCAGAAGUUAUGUUCUUUUCCAGAACUGUAUGUUCUUCAUUAGAAACAAUAGUUAUUUCAUUUAGAUUAGAAUAAUAUUAUUUUAAUAUACUAUUAACGAUUUAUUAUUCUACAUCCUGUGUCCCCCUUGGAAGUUUGCUGAGGCCCUUUAGAGGUCCCUGGGGGUUAAGAACCACUGAUCUAUUCAUGAGACAUGCACUGUUACAAAAUUCACCUGCAUGAAUCAGCGAGCUUCUGCUUUGAGAGGCACAUUUUAACAUUCCUUGGACUGUUGUUGAAGUGGAGGCCAUAUUCAAUUGGAUGCAAAUGAAAAAGGGCUGUGAGGGAUAAACGUUCAGUCCGUUUAAUAUGUUGUAUUGUUGUGUAAUCCACAGUCUGUUUGUCAAAUUAAAUAUGGUGUUUACCCUA